GUCGCGCCCUCUGGUGAACUCUAAGCAGACGGUGCUGGUGGUGGGGGGGGGUCCAGUGGCUGAAGGUGAAUCACCUGAGGACCGUCAGAGAGGUGCUGGACAGAGAGUCUCUCAGUGACGCCCUGGUGGUGGUCAAAUCUUUGGGGAUGGGGUUCCACCUACCUGUGGACGGGAUCCGGUCCCUCAGUCUGAAAGAGAUCCAGGACCUGUACAGGCAGAACCAGGAUAUCAUCACUGCAGCAAAGCAUCAUGGGUACGAGGCGAUCGACACCUUCAGCAUCACCAUGGGUCGCUUCAGAGACUUCCUGCAGGGCCGCUGCGCCUGCCACUUCCACCAGGUGGAGAAGUCCUCCAGGCCUUCAGACCCCAUCACAGCCUCCAGAACCACACCUGAGCUCCAAUCAGACGCGCAACAUCCAGAGAAGGAGGCGUGGCCUAGAGCCUCGACCUAUCACGUGAGAGGACCAGUGAACCAGGUGUACUCUGAGAUCCUGCUGAGCCGCCUGUGCCCCCGAAACACAUGAGAGAGAGAGAGACAGGAAGUGGUUCUGAUCCACACAACUACUUCCUGUUCGUUCUUAUGCACACUAGCUGCCUCUGAAGGACACUAUCUGCUUCUGAAGGACACUAGUUAGUCUGUGUAAUAUCUAGUCUAUGAUGUGUACUAGUUGGUCUAUGAUGUGUACUAGUUGGUCUAUGAUGUGUACUAGUUAGUCUAUGAUGUGUACUAGUUAGUCUAUGAUGUGUACUAGUUGGUCUAUGAUGUGUACUAGUUGGACUAUGAUGUGUACUAGUUGGGCUAUGAUGUGUACUAGUUGGGCUAUGAUGUGUACUAGUUAGUCUGUGUAAUAUCUAGUCUAUGAUGUGUACUAGUUGGUCUAUGAUGUGUACUAGUUGGACUAUGAUGUGUACUAGUUAGUCUAUGAUGUGUACUAGUUGGGCUAUGAUGUGUACUAGUUGGUCUAUGAUGUGUACUAGUUGGACUAUGAUGUGUACUAGUUGGACUAUGAUGUGUACUAGUUGGUCUAUGAUGUGUACUAGUUAGUCUAUGAUGUGUACUAGUUGCACUAUGAUGUGUACUAGUUGGUCUAUGAUGUGUACUAGUUGGACUAUGAUGUGUACUAGUUGGACUAUGAUGUGUACUAGUUGGGCUAUGAUGUGUACUAGUUGGUCUAUGAUGUGUACUAGUUAGUGUACAUGAACUAGUUUCUAAUGCCUAAAUCUGGCUGCUUCACUUCAGGUAUUUUCUGAGUCUACUGACAAGGGUCUGAUACGUACAAACUGCUGCUGGUAUCUUUUGUCAUGUGACUAGAUAUCUCUGCAUACUAACUAGUGACUGAUGCAUACUUACUAGUAGCUUAUGUGUAGUAACAACCUAGUAGCUUAAGUACUACUAGUUGUGGUGCCUACUAACUAGUUCCUGAUGCGUACUAGCUAGAUUCCUAUGAUUACUUGUUAGUGUCUGAUCCAGGAAGUUUAUUUUAAAUGCCUCAGUUAUUAUCUUUAUGUAUAUAUGAGAUGAUGAUGACGAUGAUGAUAAGUGACGACGACGAUGAUGAUGAUGAGGAAACGUCUUAAUGUUUGUAUGUUUUAUAUUUUUCUACAGAUGUUUAUUGUGCCUUUCUGAUCGUGUUUACAUGUAAACAGAAUAUAUAUAUUUAUAUAAAUGUUAUCAUUAUCUUCUGCUCUAUGAAAUGUUUACAGGAACUUUUGAUCAAUCACACGAAUAUCCAAACACGAAGUCAGUUUUAAUGUUUUCUAUCUUUUAUACAUUUUAAAAUAUCUUUAUAGUAAAGUUAUAUGAACUAUAAAAGUCACAUUUUAAA
Messenger RNA from Gymnodraco acuticeps, 1826 nucleotides. RefSeq names its product cadherin-like and PC-esterase domain containing 1 (gene cped1). The record is from RefSeq and is a predicted model, not a curated record. NCBI's taxonomy places the organism in Eukaryota, Metazoa, Chordata, Actinopteri, Perciformes, Bathydraconidae.